AUGACCCAUUCAAAAGUUAAAGUUCAAGAAUUCACAAAACUUUGUUAUUCGUAUUCUCUAAUUAGUUGGAUUUUUUCACUGACUUAUAAUUUACAGAAACGACUUCUAGAGUUUUGUUUUUCUGACCGUCUCAAUCCUGUUGUUACUACCGAAGAUUUGUAUGAUAAAAUUCACAAGAUUCCAUGGGAAAUCGUAGAGCCACCUAUAAUUAUUCUUGAUAGAAAUGUUAUAUCCAAAGAAAUUCAAGUGUUCAAUCCAAGAUAUCCAACAUAUGUACUGUCGGUUUCUGGGUCGAUUCAAAAUCUAAAAACGCUGUUCGAUAAAUUGAAAUCAACAACAAUGUGGAGUGUUGAAUCUUACUUUUUUAUCGUUGAAGUAAAAAAUUUUUGCGAAAACGCUGAUGAAGUUCUCAAAUUAUUAUGGAAGAUCGAUUUACUGUCAUCUUUUUAUUUGUGCCGAAAAUCUGACUCUGGCGAUUUGAUCAUCUACAAUUACAACCCAUUUACCAACUACGCACCAUAUCCAUGGAGAAGCGCUGAAACAACUAGUCAAGAAAUUGCUGAGAAGGGAACACUAUUUUAUCAACAUUUCGAUAAUGAUCGGAGAGUUUGUCACAACAUUACCUUUGAUAAAACUAAAAAUCUACGCAAUCAUCAAAUAAAAACUUUAUAUCCGUUGGCAGUACCAAAAGCUACUCGUGAUAAUGUGAUUGAUGUUAGGAGUAUAAAUCUUACACUUAUUCGAAAUCCAAAAGAACCAUCUGUGGAUUUUUUAUUCAAUUUCUUGAAUAUAACACCAUCUCCAUAUUUUAUUCAUAUGGAUGCUGUGAUUGAUGCUUCGAAGAAAGGAUACCUCAAAGCAUUAGCUAGUGGUAAUUACGAUAUUAACGAAAGAAAUAUGCCCAUUGCGAGUACUAAUUAUGAAUAUACUGAUAUACUGACUUAUUAUAAAGAAAUUAAAUUUUCAAUAAUAACUCAAAAACGGACUUUCUUGGCAAUAAUCAAUCAAAUUGUCAGCGAACACAAUUACGAAAUAAUUUUAUUUUCGAUCAUUGUUAUAUUAUCAGUUGCUAUUCCUAUACUAAUACACAAUUAUUUUGCAUUCGCUAUUCAGAAUGAAAUAUCGGCUCUUUUAGCGGGACCGUCUCAUUACACUAUUGAUACAUUGCAAAACUUGUUUGAUUAUCGUUAUCAUGUCUUUUAUGAUCAGGAAUUACAUCAGGAUAUAUUAAACAAAAAUAUAUGGGUUACUAAUGACGAUAAAAAAUUCUUGCAUUCUUGUGGUUAUGAAAAACUAUUUGAUUGCUCUAAAAAUGUUCGUGAAAAUUCUACAAUCGCUUGUAUUUAUCUAACUAAAUUACAAUUACCCUACGUGAAACGAUUGUCAAAUUUGUAUGUGUCUAAAAUUCCAGUUUUUACAAAAUAUUAUGCCCCGUGGACCCGGAAAAACUGGGCCCUAAAAAAGAAAUUUGACAAACUCGGACAGAGAGUAUUUGAUUCCUGGUUUAUUAAUUAUGAAGAUAGAAAAAUCAUUAUUAAUCGAUUGAAGAAAAUAAGAAAGAAAGAAAGAAUAGAAGCCUCUGAACAAAUUGACGAAGUAACCGAAAACGAUUUAAUACCUGCUUACAAAUUUUUUGGGGUUAGUUUGAUCAUUGCGUUAUUAAUUUUUUGUGUCGAAGUAAUAAUAGAAAAAAUGUCUACUCAUUCUAAAACCGAUCAUAAGCAAACGAUGACAAGAGUUGAACCAAAAAUUGAGCGCUCUAAGCGCCGAAAGACUAUCAAAAAAUACAAGCGAAAUCGUAAUCGAAGAUCUUAG
Messenger RNA from Cotesia congregata, 1815 nucleotides. The record is from the annotation of a GenBank genome assembly. NCBI's taxonomy places the organism in Eukaryota, Metazoa, Arthropoda, Insecta, Hymenoptera, Braconidae.